ACAUAAACUUGGUUUGUUUGUGCGUUGACGUUUGCACGCAGCUGGCAACUCUGCAUGUGUACGGUCCUUCGCGUGACGCAUCAGAUCAGAGCAAUCGUCAACCUAUCGAUUGUUUCCUUACCUGAUAGCUUGCUAGGCCAGUGCUAGUGAAUGCACAUCCAUCUCCGGAGUUACCGUCAUUAAACAACAGCGGUGCUCAUCGAUAAUUUAUACCCGACUGUGUGCGCCCAGUUAUCGAUUCCUAAUGUGGUUGCAGCAAUUUGAAUCUCCACUGCGUAUUCUUCGGGCGUGCGUUUAUCUGUGAAACAGUUUUUCCUCGUCAACUGGCGCUACCAUUUGUUUAUUAACCACCAACGGCUGUGGAAAAAUGAUCUGUUUCGGUUCGCUGAACCCUAAUUUACCGACUAAUUGUCAAAAUGCGUAAAGCGAAAAAGUCACUUGAAGAGCUGAUAAAUACCUACUUGCUUUAGUUGGCUCUGAAUAAAUAUUCCCCGUUCACCAAAUUCUCAAAUUUCUCAUAUUAAUUAUGUUACUUACAUAAGUAGUUUCGUCUUAAACAUCCAGAAAGGGUCGCAAUGCCCAAUGCAGCUGGUCGAUGUCGGCCCCUUUUGGCUAACGGUGAAACUGGAAGGAAACGUAUCUCCGAUACAUCACUGGACGCGAUGAGAAUAGCCCUGAACAUGCAUGGAUUAAGCGGACAAGAUGAGCGAUCAGCGGGAAGCGAUAAAUCCCUCAACGUUGCUCGACCUCGAAAACAACGAACAGUUGAAUCGGAUACCGGACCUGUGUCCGCCCAGCCAAAGGAUCGCCAAGCAAGCAUGGCGUCUGUGAUACCGAGAUUUGGUUUUUUCGAUUGGUCAAGUUAUCUCAAGGAAAUCGACGCUUCUGCUGUGCCGGUCAACUACUUUACUCAUGUUCCUCUGGAAAUUCAGACUGAUUGUCAGUCGGCUCGCGCGCAUCCUCACAACCCUCUUCCGAGCAGCUUCAAACCUGAUCAGUGCAUGGAAGGCAUCGACCCGCAUCGCGAGAGUCUGUUCUGUGCUUUGAAGGUUGCUGAAGUGAUGGGACGACGACUGCGACUUCGUUUUAUUGGGUACCCAGAAAAGUACGAUUUCUGGACCACAGUUGAUUCCCCUUUCUUGUUUCCUGUGGGUUGGUGUGCACAGAACAAACGUCGGUUGCAACCACCUAAAGGGUAUUGUUUGGAGCGAGAUCAGUUUGACUGGGACACCUUUAUGUCGAGAGAGAAAUUAACCGCGGUUCCGCGCCACCUAUUUCGAGUUCCAUGGGACUGCUCCCUGACGGACACAUCUGCCCACACUUUUUGCAUCGGUUGCAAACUGGAGGCUGUGGACAAACGCAAUCCCGGUAUCGCCUGUGUUGCUACCGUGAAAGACAUUAUCGGCGAUUACAUUUUGAUACAUUUUGAUGGAUGGGAUUGCAGCUUUGAUCAGUGGGCUCACGUGUCGUCGGAAUUGCUUCAUCCGGUUGGAUAUUGCGAAGACCAGGAGUUAACCCUUUCCAUUCCCAGUGACUGGAGUACCCGCAUCACUGGAUUUACUUGGAAACAGUAUUUGAAAGAGACCAACUCGAAAGCCGUGCCCAAAGAAGCGUUCGUAAAAGCUUCCAAGGCCAUUUCUCAUUCUAGUCGUCUGCAACCGGGCCAGCGUUUAGAGGCUGUGGACAAACGCUGUCCCCAGCUGAUUCGUGUUGCCUCUAUCGUGUCAGUGGAGCCCUCGGGUUUUGUCACAAUUGGCUACGAUGGCUGGCAAGACAAGUACAACGUCCUCCUCGAAGCCAGUUCUCCGGACCUACUUCCUGCCGGCUAUUGUCAGGCCACUGGUCAUCCACUGCAGCCACCCCCGGGACACGAGUCUGAUACUGAGCUCAACGGAGCGAUCGGUGACGCCCACUCCAACUCCUCAACCAGCUCUGUCAGCACCAUACAACUGACGAACUGCCCGACUAGUGGAUGCAAAGGUUACGGACACGCCAAGGGUCCUCGAUACUCCACCCACCAACGUGUAUCUGGAUGCCCGUACGCAGACGUAAAUUUGAAGAGAGAUUUAAUUCGGCCACAUGAACGAUUCACUAUGUCAAAUGCCACGUCUCCAACACCCGACUCAACUUCACUACUACCACAGAUGCCUAAAUUAGAACAAGCGGUUCCAGCUAGCGUGCACUCUACCGCAUUACCAGAUAUCCUUUCUGGCCCAUGUCUUUCCCCUGAUUCCAGUGUGAAAAAUGAUCCGUUCGUUUUGUCUCGCGCGAAUUCUCCAGUCCUACCGAUUGUGAAUCCUGCGGUGUGCUCCGCUGACGUGACUCCCACUUGUUGUCACAAAUCCAUGUCUGCUGUCUCUGCUACCGUGUCUCGAAUUAGCGGAAUACACAAUUCAUUGCCUCCUGCGGCUGUGUGCUACUCAUCCAUUUCCCAAACACCUGUCACACUAGAUAACACCUCGCCAGCAUCUACAUCGGUACCCUGCCACCUUACUCACACACUCCUCCCGUUGGAUUUAUCUGUUGAAAGGGAUACGAGACGCUUCAUUAGUCAAGGAGGCAAUAGUGAUCCCUUUGUUCUUAAGUCUAUAAAGCCCACCAAGUCCAAACGAACAAAUGAAAACGGGGCUUGCGAAGAGAAUGGGAAAUAUGUCAGUGCAAUGGCGAACUCGGCAGAUCUAAAUCCCACGAAGGGCAAUUGCUUAUCCACUUUAUCCACGGAAGCAACUCACAACUGUGUGGACACAUUCGACAUCUCGUCGUCUGCCGCAAUAUUUCCGGACUCUGUCCCCAACAAACCCGCAACGACCGGUACGAAACGUGCCAACUCAGAAUAUCCGAAACUUCCGAAGCAGGAACCAAAACCAAGACUUUCACAAAUGGUCAACGUUGCUAACGAGUAUGCGCGUCAGCAGCAGCUUUUUGGUUUGGCUGCCUUACCGAUGAAACGCAAGCGGGGUAGACCGCGUAAGUACACCACACUGGGCAUGUUCCACGCUCCACCCCACAAUUCCAGAGCCGUGCAACUGCCGUCGGUCUCAUCCGGUCGAAACAGUCUACCCGGAAUUCCGUUCUCCGAUUCGUCUUCGACGUUCGGAUUACAACAGACCCACACCACCACUGGAGCCACGGCGCCCGUAAUGAUGAACUCACCAGUUAUGCCAACAUUCUCCAUUUACACUCCGCUGACCGUCGGCGCCUCUCUUCCCGGCCUAUACUCUGCCGGAUUAUUGUUUCCAAGUACAUCCAUUCCAGUGCAUGGCACCGAUCAGGUGCAGAUUGCUCAAACAUCCUCACCAAUCACUUGGAACGCCGAUUCCAGCUCACCUGGGUGUACACUGGCAAACAACACUUCGGGUCCCCAUUCAAGCGGCACUGAACCUGCCAUUGCACGAUCUCCAAACGCUUUUGACUCCAGCGCUCAGUUGCCACUUGGUACUCUUCAGUCUACAUACAUCUCUGAGGUGCCUGCUGUACAAACUACGGCCUUUUCAUGCGAGUUGUACGCCUCAAACAAUUUGCCUGCUGGUUUGGAGCCUGCUACUUCUCGUUUUGAGAGUGUCUCGAACAAACUAGCCGAUCCAAGCUCUUCCGUUGCAUUGAAUAAAUUUCCAGAUUCCACCUCGUUUCCCAAUUGGUUUUCGGAUCCACUGACUCGGUCAUGUGUCCCUAUGCAUUCCGCAACGGCGGCUUUUUGUCUGCCUCAGCAAAUGUGCUUGGAUCCGCGUGUGUCUUCAUUUCCCUUAAAUGCUGAUACAUAUCGCCCGCACAACCUCAUGGGGAUGACUAGCAAUUCAGACCCGUACGCCGUUUCUAACGAAUUAGACUUGAUGGCGCGUUUGCUUCCACAAGCCAGCGCUGCACUGCGUGCGUCGAAAUUGGCUGGUCUACCAGGUCCGCAUUCUUGGACCGUGGAAAUGGUUCGGAAUUUCGUGAAUACACUCCCGGGAUGCAAGACUUUUGCAAGCAAAUUUACGGAAAAUGAGAUCGACGGUGCCGCUCUGCUUUGCCUGGAACAGCACGAUCUAAUGCACGUGUUAGGUAUGAAACUUGGGCCGGCCGUGAAAAUUGCUGGUGCUAUUCAAACGCUGCGCCGAAAUGUCAUGGCAAUUCCUACUGCUGAAUUAGAGUCACAUUACUCCGAUUUGAUGGCGGCCGCGACCUCAUGUUUCGCCUCUGCAUGUCAGUCGCGGGACUCAGCAACCGACACACCAUCGCCUGGUGAACAGGUUGAAGGGAAUCGAUGCAACACGGGCAAAGAACGCUCCACUUCCAGUCGUUCUCCCUCUUUGCAGACAAGUUCCACUAUGCCCAAAGUAACCUGCACUAGUGAAACAUUGCCCACCUAAGCUUGAUAACAGUCCACACUCUAAGUGCCCCUUCACCACUCCAAAGCACAAGCGUUCUUUUGUGAUGUCUUCUCUCUACCCCCUCCCCCCGAUGUAUUGUAUGCACCAAACAUUCCUGCAACAUUUGUUUGUACAGCUGCCAGGCCCUUGAACGCAGCAUGCCUAUAAUUUCCGCGCAAACACUCGCAGAUUACCUAUUUUUUUGUUCCAUUCCCAUCCAAACUCACUGUUCCGCAUCCACUUCCACCCCGUGCCACCGAAUCCACCACAUCCUGUGUUUAUAUUAGCUUAGCUCCCGUCAAUUUCCUUGUGCCUUCGUGUCCGAAGACAGUUUGCAGUGCUCCUUCGUUCGACUUUUAUUGUGCAUGCAGUAGCGACUACAUCUUACUAGCCAAGCAGUACUCUACUUCUUCUCUACCGUACACUCACGACAGAUGCCUCAUCGUCUCUCCUUGUUUUGUGAAUGCUUGUGCUAUUUAUCUGAUCCCUCCCAUUGUGGGAAUAUGUGUGCGUAUGUAAGUAUGCACGCUUACCACACGCACUCACCGUGUGUCAUCAUAACCCACUCCUUUAUUCUCCCUCUAACGGGUAUCACCUCAGCAUAGCUUUAUGUGAUAGAUUCAGCUCUGUGAGUAGACAUUAUCUGUGUCGUCAUGCUCUUUCCUCGGUGGAUUUACCACAUUUCAACUCUGGUUUACCGCAUUCCACAUUGAUUUUUGUCUUCAUUUUGUGCUUGAGCGAUCCUCACCUUACUUUGACGAAAACGAGGGCGACGAUGACUACGAUUCGGAUGGUCCUCUUGACUGUUAUACGUGUUGUGGUAAUCAUCAAACUGCCCUCGCCUAUUCGGUCGUUCAUGCGCAAACACACACGCACACAUGUACUCAAUGGUACAACUCAAAUACAGACCGUAUAUCCCCCGGUUUGCGAGCCUCGUAAUUGUAAAAAAAAACAUUUUUUGCUGG
Messenger RNA from Dicrocoelium dendriticum, 5314 nucleotides. The record is from the annotation of a GenBank genome assembly. NCBI's taxonomy places the organism in Eukaryota, Metazoa, Platyhelminthes, Trematoda, Plagiorchiida, Dicrocoeliidae.